UUGUUGAUAACGCGAUACCAGGUUGUGAAUGAGCGUUGGGGUACUCGGAAGCGUGGCUUACUCCAGUGCGGUGUUUACGUAGAGUCCGGAAGUGUGGUUUCAUUUACGAUUCGGAACGUAGGACGGAGACUGCAUCUAGAGAUACAGAUUCCCAACGGAUUUGACGACGGUGUUUGAUCUUGAAUGGAAUUGUAGUUUCAGGCCAGUCAUAGGUUUCUGAACACGAUAGUAGGUAUCCGGAGUCGAUUGAGGACCAGAGCAGGAACCAGGGUUCGGAUCCUGGGCAAAGUUCCCCACCUUGAGGGUCCCGAGGACGCCUAGAUCUCUUUCCCAGGACUAUGGCGAACCCGAAGCAGCUGGCACUGGAGCUAAGCGAGGCGGAGACGAUGGGUGCUGAUUCGGCGCGAUUUGAGGAGCUGCUGUUGCAGGCCUCUAAGGAGCUCCAGCAAGCCCAGACAACCAGACCGGAAUCGACACAAAUCCAGCCUCAGCCUGGUGAGAAAGAACACCCGGAGAGAGAGGGACAGGAGACAGAGGGGAAAAAGGAAAGAGACAUGAAAAUAAAGGCCUGGGGUAGUGGUGGGGUGAACAGACACCACCAGACAUCACCCUGGGACAGAAAGGAGGUAGGGGACAGGAAUCGGAGAUCUUUCUGGGACCAAGCUCUAGGCAGUGCCCCGGGGAUAUCAAAUGCGGAUUCUAUGUUCCAGAAACUCCGUGUCACGGCUUCGAGCUCCCGCUUCCUGAUGUCUCUCUGUCUCUGCUUCUUGCGGCUGCUGUCCCUGCAUGUCUCUUCCCUGUCUGGGUCUGGGCUAUGGGCUUUCUGCAUAGGGCUGGGGGGGUCUCACCCCCUUUUUCUCCCCGCAGAAGGCCAGGGCUGUACCGCUUACGACGUAGCUGUCAACAGCGACUUCUACCGGAGGAUGCAGAACAGCGAUUUCUUGCGGGAGCUCGUGAUCACCAUCGCGAGAGAGGGCCUUGAGGACAAAUACAACUUGCAGCUGAACCCGGAAUGGCGCAUGAUGAAGAACCGGCCAUUCAUGGGCUCCAUCUCGCAGCAGAACAUCCGCUCGCGGCAGCGUCCUCGGAUCCAGGAGCUGGGAGACCUAUACACGUCCACCCCCGGGGGAGCUGAGUCAGGCCCUGAAAAGCCUCACCUGAGCCUGUGGCUGGAAGCUCCUGACCUCCUCUUGGCCGAAAUUGACCUCCCCAAACUGGAUGGAGCCCUGGGGCUGUCGCUGGAGAUCGGGGAGAACCGCUUGGUGAUGGGGGGCCCCCAGCAGCUGUAUCAUCUGGAUGCCUACAUCCCACUGCGGAUCAACUCUGACGAGAGCAAGGCAGCGUUCCAUUGGAAGAGAAAGCAACUGAUGGUGGCCAUGCCGCUUCUGUCGCUGCCUUCUUGAUCAGGGUGUCUCCCUGUGCUUCCAAGAUGUGAAGAGGCUGCUGGCUUUCCUAAAGUUGAAAUAAAAGAAAUUUUUGCCUUUGU
Cebus imitator (Panamanian white-faced capuchin) is the source of this 1486-nucleotide messenger RNA. It is a transcript of the gene PIH1D1, whose product is annotated as PIH1 domain containing 1. Lineage: Eukaryota; Metazoa; Chordata; Mammalia; Primates; Cebidae. Gene Ontology annotation, cellular component: ribonucleoprotein complex; R2TP complex; cytoplasm. The transcript has 9 exons. The record is from RefSeq and is a predicted model, not a curated record. Gene Ontology annotation, biological process: box C/D snoRNP assembly; rRNA processing. Bases 339 to 1403 code for a protein of 354 amino acids.